UACCAAACAAAGCAUUCAGUUUCGUUUCUUCCCCUUGUCGCCGGCGUGAGGGAGAGGGAGACAGAGAAAGGCCAGUCUCGAUGGCGGAUCCCUACUACUCCUACGCCGCUGACGGAGCAAGCAUUGUGAGGACCAGCUUUGCUGGUUAUAUUCCAUCUGAGCCAUCAAAUUCCACUGAAUUGAGGGGUAUUGGAUCAGAUUACCUGCAGAGAGAUAUAGGCUUGUUUUACAGUGUUGAUGAUACCUUGGGCUCCAGAGUUCAUUCUGAGCCUGUUAAGAGUUAUUCACCUCUUGAAGAACCUGAUCCGAGUAAAAAUCGAGAUGCACCGUUGAGCAUUAAUCAUGGUGUUCCUGAUAUAAACAGUGAAAGAACAAACUCUAAAAGCAGUUAUGAUGGUCUCCCAAUUUCGGCUGCAGACUCUAACAUUCUGUUUGUGGGUGGACUUCCAAAUGACUGCACUAGAAGGGAAGUGGGGCAUCUUUUCCGUCCCUUUAUUGGCUAUAAGGAUAUCAGAGUUGUUCACAAGGAGCCUAGACGUAGUGGAGACAAGGCUAUGACUUUGUGUUUUGUGGAGUUUGUUGACUCCAAAUGUGCUCUCACUGCCAUGGAAGCCCUGCAGGGCUACAAGUUUGAUGAUAAAAAACCUGACUCACCAACCUUAAAAGUACAGUUUGCACACUUCCCUUUCCGUCUGCCAUCUGAUCAUUGCAACAGCUUAUCAGCAUGACACGCAGACUGGAAAUUCAUUUCUUUGGGCGACAAUGGUUUUGAUGGUGCUGAGAUGAGCUCUAUCAGAUAGAGAUAUUCACAUUUAGAUUUCAAAUUUUAGGUUAUGCAUGGUUGUUGAUAUAGGAUAUGGAUGCAAGAAUGCUGGCAACAAGCCAAAUUUUUAAUCUAAAAUGUUGAUUAUUGUCAUUGGUUAGAAUUUUCAUUAUUAUAUUUUGGCCCCUAUCAGUAAAGCCUCUCCAACCAACUGUGUAAAGGCUGUGGCUUUGUACAUUUUAGUUUUAAUCUAUCUGACAACGGUGGGAGUUUCAUCCUUCUUGUAUUUGGCCACCCUUUUUAACCUUUUAUGCUCAAGCAAGGAGUUGUAACAACAGUCAGGAGUUGGUUCAGCGUGUAUUUGGGCAUCACUUUGUGUGCAUUAUAUCAACAAAUCAUGAUAUGUUAUAUAUGCAUUUUAUUUA
Cajanus cajan (pigeon pea) is the source of this 1188-nucleotide messenger RNA. RefSeq lists its product as uncharacterized. NCBI's taxonomy places the organism in Eukaryota, Viridiplantae, Streptophyta, Magnoliopsida, Fabales, Fabaceae. The record is from RefSeq and is a predicted model, not a curated record. Gene Ontology annotation, molecular function: RNA binding.